Messenger RNA from Coregonus sp. 'balchen', 5610 nucleotides. The record is from the annotation of a GenBank genome assembly. Lineage: Eukaryota; Metazoa; Chordata; Actinopteri; Salmoniformes; Salmonidae.
AUGAAGCUUUACGUGUGGUGCAGGUUGGUGUUUGGAGUUUCAGCAGUAACUGUGGUUUCACCCUGGGAAGGUAGCAUUAGCCACUUCAGCAGGAACUGUGGUUUCACCCUGGGAAGGUAGCAUUAGCCACUUCAGCAGGAACUGUGGUUUCACCCUGGGAAGGUAGCAUUAGCCACAUAAGUGGGCCAGAUCUGUUGACACUCUAUUACUGACUGACACUUUUAUCAGGAGUAGCUCAGCUCAAUGUACACAGGGAGGGAGGGUGUGUGUGCGUGUGCGUGUGUGUGUGUGUGCGUGUGCGUGCGUGUGUGUGUGCGUGUGCGUGUGUGUGCGUGCGUGCGUGCGUGCGUGUGUGUGUGUGCGUGCGUGUGUGUAAAAGGUGGUGUGACAUAUUUAGAGCAGCCUUUCCAGCCCCAUACACUGGGGAUGCUGCCCACUGACACUGAUGUGAAGGCAACACACAAACACCAGGAAUCAGGCUAAUUUAAAAUUGGCUUUGAGAAAUGGUGUGUUUUGAAGUGAGUGUGGUGUGGUAUUACCACACAUCUCCAUGUGUUUUUGAACCUGUUAUGAAUGUCUAAUGAUGAAUCAUUCCAUCAAGUCCACUUCGUCAAGUUCAGCAGUGAUUUUUAUAGUAACUCCCUCUCACCUGGUUUACAGGAUCUCCCUCACAAACACAUGUGCAUUCUCACAUCACCCAGUCUCUCUCACAGACACUAAAGUUCCCCCCCAUGUCUCUCUCACAGACACUAAAGUUCCCCCCGUGUCUCUCUCACAGACACUAAAGUUCCCCCCCAUGGCUCUCUCACAGACACUAAAGUUCCCCCCCAUGUCUCUCUCACAGACACUGAAGUUUCCCCCCAUGUCUCUCUCACAGACACUAAAGUUCCCCCCCAUGUCUCUCUCACAGACACUAAAGUUCCCCCCAUGUCUCUCUCACAGACACUAAAGUUCCCCCCAUGUCUCUCUCACAGACACUACAGUUCCCCCCCAUGUCUCUCUCACAGACACUACAGUUCCCCCCCAUGUCUCUCUCACAGACACUACAGUUCCCCCCCAUGUCUCUCACAGACACUAAAGUUCCCCCCGUGUCUCUCUCACAGACACUAAAGUUCCCCCCGUUCCUCUCUCACAGACACUAAAGUUCCCCCCCCAUGUCUCUCUCACAGACACUAAAGUUCCCCCCAUGUCUCUCUCACAGACACUAAAGUUUCCCCCCAUGUCUCUCUCACAGACACUAAAGUUCCCCCCCAUGUCUCUCUCACAGACACUAAAGUUCCCCCCAUGGCUCUCUCACAGACACUAAAGUUCCCCCCAUGUCUCUCUCACAGACACUAAAGUUCCCCCCCAUGUCUCUCUCACAGACACUAAAGUUCCCCCCAUGUCUCUCUCACAGACACUAAAGUUCCCCCCCAUUGCUCUCUCCUGUAGGUAAACUACCGCUGAGGCUCCUGAUGGAUGAUGGGGAGGAGGACAUGUCUCUUCAGCAUCCUGCCUCGCCGUGCUGGGGCACCCCCUUCAGGGACAUCAAGUUCCACACCAGGGACAGGGGGGACAGGGGGGACAGAGACACCAGGGACAGAGGAGACACCCAGGACAGGUCUACGCAGACGUCGACUGGACCCAAUGCCAUUGUCCCACGGUCGGAUGGACACAACAUCAUGGUUCCACAAGGCCACAACAACAACACCUUGCCCUGUGGGUCGCAGGACAAUCACCAGGCCAGAAUACUGUUCCAUGGUAAGAAAGGGCGAAGAGGAACCCCUACCACACAUGACAUGUAUCAUCAAAAUCUACACUGAGUGGACAAAACAUUAAGAACACCUGCUCUUUCCAUGACAUAGACUGACCAGGUGAAUCCAGGUGAAAGCUAUGAUCCCUUAUGGAUGUCACUUCUAAAAACCCACUCCAAUCAGUGUAGAUGAAGGGGGAGGAGACAGGUUAAAGAAGGAUUUUUAAGCCUUGAGACAAUUGAGACAUGGAUUGUGCGUGUGUGCCACUCAGAGGGUGAAUGGGGGAGACAAAAGAUUUAAGUGCCUUUGAACGGGGGUAUGGUAUUAGGUGCCAGGCGCACCGGUUUGUGUCAAGAACUGCAACGCUGCUGGGAUUUUCACGCUCAACAGUUUCCCGUGCGUAUCAAGAAUGGUCCACCUCCCAAAGGACAUCCAGCCAACUUGAGACAACUGCAGGAAGCAUUGGAGUCAACAUGGCCCAGCAUCCCUGUGGAACGCUUUCGACACCGAGUCCAUGCCCCGACGAAUUGAGGCUGUUCUGAGGGCAAAAGGGGAGGGGGGGGGGGGUGCAACUCAAUGUUAGGAAGGUCUUCCUAAUGUUUGGUAAACUCAGUGUAUUUCAAAUACAUAAAUCAUACACAGCUCAAAUAUGUAAAAUUCUUUGACGUGUAUUUGACUCAGGUCUGACCAGAUGACAGUUAUAGUGUUAGUUUAGUGUAGUGUGGUUAGGUCUGAUCAGAUGACCGGUAUAGUGUUGGUUUAGUGUAGUGUGUGACUCAGGGGUUUUCCACUAGACCAAGUGGCGAUACGUAACAUCCAGGUAUUCUACACUGUCGCAGUAGAGGUUAUCAUCUCAUGGCUUUUUACAUGUUUCAUACACAGACUCACAGUAUAUCAUUCAGGCAAAACAAACAGACAGAGGCUGGAAAAUACACACGCAUUCAGGAACACACACACAUACACACACACAUACACACACACACACACACACACGCACACGCGCACAUACACACACACGCACAUACACACACGCACAUACACAUACACGCACAUACACACAACAGCACCACGCACAACACACUCAGAACAUGACAACACCGCACAUCCCGACUACAACACGCAUCACGCACAUUAGCACUACAACACAACGCACAACUGCAGACCGACCACAUCAAUCACAACUCCAAGUAAACACAGCAAAUACAAAACACCAGCACAAUACAAAUCAGCAUACACGACCAAUACAACACACGGGAAUGACACAGGCAUCCACUAGACCAAGCAUACGAACACCAGUACAUGCCAAAGCACACUCACUUACAUCAACACCACAUACACACGCAAACAACACAGCGAAUAACCAUCAACACACACACACAUACACACAACACACCACAGCACAUACCACACCACACACACACGCACAUACACACACAACCCCCACACAUACCACACCACAUACCACACAUACACACACACGCACAUCACACACACACCGCACACACACACGCACACACACACACACGCACAUUUGAAUUGAAGGUUGUGUGCUGUGAUGUAAUGUCAUCAGUGUGACAUCACUCUAACAGAGUAAAACCGUUGAGUAACACAGUCAGACUGCUGCCUGUUUAUCAGACCAGAUCUAAACGUCUGGGUCAAAGUUCAGACGGGUAAACACAGCCUACUGUUCUAACCACCAGUCCGACUGCUGCCUGUUUAUCAGACCAGAUCUAAACGUCUGGGGUCAAAGUUCAGACGGGUAAACACAGCCUACUGUUCUAACCACCAGUCAGCAAUCAUUAUGACCCCAUAACUUGUCACAGACACUAGAGACCUUUUUUAGUGUGACCUUUACCCUCUCCCAGACCUCCAGUUUAGAACUAUGCCCUCUAUAUCAAGCCUUAUCCACCUCUUUAUUUUCCCUGUCCCUUCUAUCUAUGGACAAAGGAACAGACAGAUCUCUUUUCUUUUUUUUUUAUUGCGUAAAGAUAAUUGUUUUCUUUUAAUGGCGUGACGAUGAAGAGGCCAGGAGGCGCGUGCCAGGGUCGGUGACUAAAAGCCAAACCAGCUGGGGUCAUCAAGGUUGUUGUUGGUUUAACUUAAUAUGUUUGAGUUUCCACCCUACCGGUCGACCGACACGCUCGUAUAGAAGGGAGUUUUCUAAGGUUAUACUACCGUAUCAUUUGACUGUAAGAAACUGGUCACGAUGCCAAAUCUGAUAGAACCAGUUUAGUGUUACUGGCAGCGGUACAGCGGUACAGUUACAGUGACGGCACGCUAAAGUAAACACAGUGAGUCACCUAGCCGGCAAGCCAGUCUUUGGUGACAGACAAAAGGAGCAUUGUGUCUUCUGUGUCUGGCACAUAAACACACCCACCAGUAAAUCUAGAAUGUUUAGCUGCUUGUCAUUAGACCAGAGCCAAGAGCCAUACUAAUCUGUCCACUUCAUAAAGUGGGAGAGAUCUGUUGUCUCCCUAAUCCCUACACCCCUCUCCCCAAAAUCAUUAUUAAAAGCCAACUGUAAAAAGGCAAUGGUUUACAAUGCUUUGGUCAACCGAAUAUCUCACUAACUGAUUGUAAAUCAGAGGUCAAAUCCAGCCCAUGACCCCAAUGCCAUUAUAAAACAACGACACUGAACGAUUAUACAUUUUGUCUUCCCACAGGCAACGCUGGAUUCCGUGUGCACUUCCCAGCUAGGUUCGAGCCCCUGGAUGACCAGGGAGAGAGGCAGAACGGGGAGGAGGAGAGGAGGAGGAGACAGAACGGGGAGGAGGAGAGGAGGAGAAUGGAGGAGAGACCAGAAGAAGAGCGGUUGGAGGAUAGCACGGCGGAUAGCACGGAGGUGAAGAUCGGACGUAAGCUCCGGGAGAUCGGAGACCAGUUCCAGCAGGACCAUGUUCAACCGGUAAGGGGUCAAAGGUUAACUAACUGUGUGUGUCUGUGUUCAACCGGUAAGGGGUCAAAGGUUAACUAACUGUGUGUGUCUGUGUUCAACCGGUAAGGGGUCAAAGGUUAACUAACUGUGUGUGUCUGUGUUCAACCGGUAAGGGGUCAAAGGUUAACUAACUGUGUGUGUCUGUGUUCAACCGGUAAGGGGUCAAAGGUUAACUAACUGUGUGUGUCUGUGUCUGCGUGUUCGGUUGGGUAUGGACUGGGGCCGUCCACUGCCAGACUGCAGUGGCUUGUGGCUCUUCACUGUGAAAAGAAAAGUCCCAACAUUUUGCCAGCUGGGGCGGCCACAAAUAAGCCUGCUCGGAAUAGAGCUCUGUCACCGAUUCAACCACAUUCUAGAACCAUUUCCCCCCAACCCAAAACCACAAAUUGCCAGGCAGAUAUGCUAGAGGGUGGAGCCUGGUCACAGAAUUCAUAAAGUAUUAUUUACACUGAAAAGGAGGUUGGUUCUUAGUGACAAUGAACAUUGGGAACAACUGCUCUUUCCAUGACAUAGACUGACCAGGUGAAUCGAGGUGAAAGCUAUGAUCCCUUAUUAACACAUAUGGAAUCAUGUAGUAACCAAAAAAGUGUUAAACAAAUCAAAAUAUAUUUUAUAUUUGAGAUUCUUCAAAGUAGAUACCCUUUGCCUUGAUGACAGCUUUGCACGCUCUUGGUAUUCGAUGAUAUGAAUCAUGGAUGCUAUACUAGACAAUCAGUGAUGAACACAACACAACAUUUCCUUCCCUCUUUUAAACUAGGCAUGAAAGGAGGUGUUGAAGGUGAGCAGUUGAAAUGUUGCUGGGCCUAGCUGACGUUGAACUUUGACAUGGUGUUGACAAGAAGGUGCGGAGCUUGUCUGCGCGGUGUGGUCGUUGCACCCUGACCCCUGACUUGGAUUCCAGGAAGCCGUGCUCUCUUUUUUUUUUUUUUGUAGCGCUCCUGA